AUAAAAGUUGACACACGGAGCAGAACAAACCAAACGCAACCUUGACAUAGAAGAAUCGUGGCAAGCGACUAUUGGCUAAGGAAGAAUCCCGCCCGACCCGCUCAAGGACCAGGGAAGAAAGAACAGAAAAUAAAAAGGAAAAAAGAGUGCGAGGACAUAUAUAAACGGAGGAGGAAAGAUCGGAAGAAAAAGUUUUCGGAAAAAGAACACUCUGCUGCCUUACUCUACUUUUCAGCGUCUAUUUCCAGAAGGAAUAAUGAUUAGACUCUUUAAAGAAAAGGAGAAACUGAGGGAAAUUGCUGAAAGUUCAGACGGAAGAGCUCCAGUGAAGAAGCUAAGUGCAGGAGAAUUACGGCUUCAUAAAGAUAUAAGUGAGUUGAACCUACCUGAAUCUUGUGGCAUAUCAUUCCCCAAUGGGAAGGAUGAUCUCUUGAACUUUGAGAUCACUAUUCGGCCUGAUGAAGGAUUUUAUGGAGGUGGGGAUUUUGUGUUCUCCUUUGAAGUUCCCCUUAUGUACCCUCAUGAGGCACCCAAGGUCAAAUGCAAGACAAAGGUCUACCAUCCUAACAUUGACUUGGCAGGAAAUGUCUGUCUUAACAUUCUUCGGGAGGACUGGAACCCUGUCCUAAACAUAAACACUAUCAUCUAUGGACUGUAUCAUCUAUUCACGCAACCCAGUCACGAAGACCCUCUCAAUCCUGAUGCAGCUGCACUGUUGAGGGCUUCUUCACAAGGAUUUCAAGCUGUUGUGAGACAUGUAAUGACUAAUGGGUAUAGAGGAGAGACAUAUCACCCUCUAUUCAUGCAGCAUAUGAAGGCAGCAUCCUACCAUCAAUCACGACUCAAAUAAAGCCACUGCCGUCAUGGUCCAAUCCUCUAACAUGUCUCUGCAACACGAUCUUUCAUGCAAAACGGUUCAAUAGGGGUCUUAAUUUUUCAGAAUUCAUAUAAACGAGACCUACAGGAAGCUUGAAAAUGGGUUACUCACCCUUUAUUUUGAUGAACGAACCAGGUCAGACUCUGGGCUUUGGAAUUACGCUGGGAGGAGGACAAUCAUUAUACAUACUUGUAAUUCGAUUUUUUGCGUUUGGUGGUUGAGAAAUGUGUAGAUCUAUUAGUUGAUGGGACUUCCAUCUCUGCCAUUCAAGUGUUAAGGGCCUUCCGUAUCCUUCCUUUUUAA
Vitis vinifera (wine grape) is the source of this 1180-nucleotide messenger RNA. Its product is annotated as NEDD8-conjugating enzyme Ubc12. The coding region runs from base 257 to 850 and encodes 197 amino acids. The record is from RefSeq and is a predicted model, not a curated record. Gene Ontology annotation, molecular function: NEDD8 transferase activity. Gene Ontology annotation, biological process: protein neddylation. NCBI's taxonomy places the organism in Eukaryota, Viridiplantae, Streptophyta, Magnoliopsida, Vitales, Vitaceae. Gene Ontology annotation, cellular component: nucleus. The transcript has 6 exons.